AUGUAUAUCUAUCCCUUUUUGGCAUGUAGUUUUAUUUCCACAAGAUAUAUAGUUUUUCGUGAAAAAUAA
Messenger RNA from Spirodela intermedia, 69 nucleotides. The record is from the annotation of a GenBank genome assembly. Lineage: Eukaryota; Viridiplantae; Streptophyta; Magnoliopsida; Alismatales; Araceae.